Molecule: messenger RNA, 1668 nt
Organism: Exophiala bonariae
Lineage: Eukaryota; Fungi; Ascomycota; Eurotiomycetes; Chaetothyriales; Herpotrichiellaceae
Exons: 3
Coding region: 1-1668 (555 amino acids)
Cellular component (GO): plasma membrane
Molecular function (GO): phosphoprotein phosphatase activity
Source: RefSeq, a predicted model, not a curated record
AUGAGUGGCAGCGCUGCCACUCAACCUUCGACCGGCCCCGUUGUCCCAGAUCAAAAGCCGAGUGAUACCUUAACCCCCGAGCUCAACUUUGUUCCACGAUCCAAUAAUGCCACAAUGACAGAACCAUCAUCCAACGUACAGCCUGUUGUGGUCAGCAUCCCCUCUCGAACUUCCUCAAAUCAGAAACCUUCCGAUCUUAAUUCCACUUUACCCUCGCCUCCCGCCGUUCCCAAUGAACCUCCUCCAUCACCAAGACGUGGUUCUAAACGCAGCCUUCUGAGCAGAAGUCGGAAUAACAGUAGAAGUAGUCGGAAAUCAGCAAGAGCCGCUCGCACUACGGAUCCUUCAAAAGAACCUAUUUCGACUCCCCCACAAAAUGAAGCUCCUCGUUCUGAAAAGAAAACUCGUUCUGGUUUCUUAGCCUUUCUCAGUUGUUGCAGUCCAUCAGAGGAGCUCGAUGGUUCCAAGUCUGAUGAUCCAGAUGUGGCGGCGAAGAAGAUCAAAAUCCAGCCAACAGCGCAGCGCGCGCCCCGUCCGCAGGAGCAGACUGAAGUUAUGGAGAACGAAAAACCUCUAGAAGAAAAGGUGGCUGUCGAAGGAAAAUCCUCUGAGGCUACUGCCGCUGCAGAUGAGCAGAAGGGUGAGCUGUCAGAAAAGAAAUCGCUCGAUGAUUCAAGGCCGAGAAUUACAAGAGAGGAGGCAUCACACGACAGAGUCGCCCCUGUGUCUAGUGGCACGGUGGCCAACCCCACUACUGAAGAUGCUGGCAGCUCCGAUCACGGUGUAGCUUCAAGCAGCGGCCAAGAUCAGCUGAAGACAACCACGCUUGUUGUACCUCCAAACGUAAAUGUCAUCAGUCCUACACCUGUCGAGCCAGAGCGUCCGUCCAAUGUUCAAAGGUCCGAAGGAAACAGCAAGAGGAACAGCGAUGUAGAUAUGCCUGAUGUGACAGCCGGUUCUGCCAUCGAUGAAGAGUCUUUGGAUGAACCUCCACAGCCAGCAGAGCAACUGCCUCACGUCCCUCUACCCCCACCUCCACCAUUAGCAAAGCGACAAGAACAGGUUACCGCCAACGAGGUUCCUCCUGUUCCAGAAGUCCCUUCCGAGAAGACAUCUUGGCUGCUACCUCCCAUUCAACCUCAUUUGUCAGGCCGAAAGUGUCUGGUACUCGAUCUGGACGAGACACUGGUACACAGCAGCUUCAAAAUCCUCAAUCAGGCUGAUUUUACUAUUCCCGUGGAGAUUGAGGGCCAAUACCACAACGUUUAUGUCAUCAAAAGACCUGGGGUUGAUGCGUUUAUGAAGAGAGUAGGUGAAUUGUAUGAAGUGGUGGUGUUCACGGCAUCGGUCUCCAAGUACGGUGACCCGCUACUAGAUCAGCUUGAUAUUCAUCAUGUGGUCCAUCACAGGCUGUUCAGGGAGAGUUGCUACAAUCAUCAAGGAAAUUACGUCAAGGACUUGUCACAAGUGGGCAGAGAUUUGAAGGAGACCAUCAUCAUCGAUAAUUCACCCACGUCGUAUAUUUUCCAUCCACAGCAUGCGGUUCCAAUCAGCUCGUGGUUUUCCGAUGCACACGAUAACGAACUACUGGAUUUAAUACCUGUGCUUGAGGACCUGGCAGGGCCGAAAGUGCAAGAUGUCAGCUUAGUCCUAGAUGUGGCUCUUUGA